This is a messenger RNA of Trichoderma breve, 1074 nucleotides long. RefSeq names its product FAD dependent oxidoreductase domain-containing protein. Gene Ontology annotation, molecular function: D-amino-acid oxidase activity; FAD binding. NCBI's taxonomy places the organism in Eukaryota, Fungi, Ascomycota, Sordariomycetes, Hypocreales, Hypocreaceae. The transcript has 5 exons. The record is from RefSeq and is a predicted model, not a curated record. The coding region runs from base 1 to 1074 and encodes 357 amino acids.
AUGGCUUCAUCGAAUCUGAACGAUAGCAUCGUAAUCGUUGGCGCUGGUAUCAUUGGUCUAAAUGUUGCCUUGGUUCUCUCAGAAAAAGGCCACGGCCGUUCGAUUACUGUUGUUGCAGAACAUUUCCCCGGCGACACGAGUUUGUAUUACACAUCACCAUGGGCUGGCUGCAACUUUUCAGCCAUCUCUGGGACAGAUGACAAUGCGUUGCGCUGGGACAGUCUGGGAUACGCUCAUCUUUCCAAACUGGCGACAGAGUGCCCCGAGGAAACAUAUGUGCACUGGACUCCUUCUUUCGAGCUCUGGGAUGAGGAUAUCCCUAGCGACAAAAUACGGCACAUGUCAGGAUAUCUAAAAGACUUUCGAGUCCUAUCUGAGGCCGAACUUCCAGAUGGAGUAAAAUUCGGCGUCUCCUUUACUACACUAAGUGUGAAUGCGCCUGAACAUAUCAGAUAUCUCUACAGGAGGCUUCGGGAUCAGUACGGUGUGCGGUUUUUGCGCCAAAAGCUCCCCAGCAUUCAGGCUGCGUACGCGAGCCCAUCCACGAAAAUCGUCUUCAAUUGCACGGGGCUUGCCUCUGCGACAUUACCUGGCGUAGAAGACCCCAAGUGCUACCCGACUCGCGGGCAAGUAGUGCUGGCCAGAGGACCACACAUUCGAACCAACAUGAUGCGUCACGGAAAGGACUACGAAACAUACGUGAUUCCUCGGCCUGGUUCAAACGGGAACGUCAUCCUGGGCGGAUACAUGCAGAAAGGAGUCAGUGAUGGAUCUACCUAUGAUUCUGAGGUCAAGUCUAUUUUAUCUCGUACGCGUGAUCUGAGCUCUGAAAUUCGCCAACAGGAGCCUGAAGUAUUGGCUGUCUUCGCCGGCCUCCGCCCCUCCCGGGAAGGGGGUGCGCGUGUAGAUAGAGAUGAGAUUACUGUACAAGGACAAAAACGCGUGCUGGUACACAACUAUGGUGCAGGUGGGACAGGCUUCCAAGCUGGCUAUGGCAUGGCAGUUGAGUCCGUAGCAAUGGUCAAAGACAUGCUACGCGACAUUGCUUGCGAGAUCCCUCAAGCACGUCUUUAA